AUGGACAAAUUUCUUAAAAGAAAAUCAACAAUAGUAGAAGAUUCAUCUCUUACACAAGAAACUUCUUCUAAGCAAAGUCAUGUAGAUGUGAACAAUCUUCCAUCUGACCCGGGGCUACGACAAAAAAUUUCAUCUUAUCAUCCUAACAAUCAGGAUGAAAUCAGAAGAGCAUAUUUACAAAAGGGUCCUUGUCAACCUCUUGACCACAAUUUUUCUCAAAGUGACAUUAGUGGAGUCAUGCGUCAGUUUGAUCCUGCUUGGGUUGAGCGUUUCCUUGAACUUUUACAAUUUCUAGCUGAUCACAAUGAAUUUGUCAAUGAAGUUGUGUUGAAGAAUAGUCCAAAAAAUAACAAGUUAUGUCAUCAAAAUAUUCAAAAAGAUAUUGCCAAUGAUGCUGUAAGUAAAACUACCAAUGCUAUCAUCAAGGAUCUUAGCAAUGAAUAUUUUUCAAUAUUAGUCGAUGAAUCUCAUGACGUGUCGAUCAAAGAACAAAUGGCUGCUGUUCUGCAUUAUGUAGAUAAAAGGGGUAUUGUUACUGAGCGGCAUGGAUUGAGCUCAGCAAGAAUACGUGGGCAAGGUUAUGAUGGAGCUUCUAAUAUGCAAUGUGCAUUCAAUGGUCUUAAAACUUUAAUUCUGAGGGAGAAUAAGUCAGCGUAUGAUGUUCAUUAUUUUGCUCAUCAACUUCAGUUGACUUUUAUUGCCGAUGCUAAAAAUCACAUUGAUGUUACUGAAGUUUUUUGCUUGGUUUCCAAUUUGGUGAAUGUUGUUAGAGGGUCUUGUAAGAGACGAGAUAUUCUUCGAGACACAAGUUACUUGUAG
Camellia sinensis is the source of this 819-nucleotide messenger RNA. Lineage: Eukaryota; Viridiplantae; Streptophyta; Magnoliopsida; Ericales; Theaceae. The record is from RefSeq and is a predicted model, not a curated record.